CGCGUUCGUCGCGCCGCAAGUCUCGCUACUCAUCGUCAGUCGCUGUCAGUGUGGGCGCGAGCGCGCAUCGGUGUCUCGCACACUCGUCGCAUGUGUGUCUUCUCUUCUGUCUGUCCAUCCGCGCCGUCGCGUGCGAUCAGCUGCUGGUCGGCACACUACCGGGCGCAAGCAACGGUAGCGCAGUCGGUAACGACGCGGAAAUAAUCGUCAAACGAACGCACGCUUUGGCGUAAUCGCAUUUGCUUGUGCCUAGGUCUAAUUGAUUAGAUAUUUAUUCUUUUCCGCUCUCGGUUUUUGUUUGGCACACACAUACGCGCUGUGGGUUUAUUUAUUGUUAUUUGCAUCGCGGCGGAUACAAAGCCAUGCGACCCAUGCGCGAAUCUGUGUCACUCGGCUGUGCGGCACCGGCGACGACGACAAUCGCGCACGUUUUCGACGAUUCGGCCGCGCGAAUGUGACCGGUGACCGGUGUACGACACUCGCGGACACUUCAAUUUCGUCGAGGAGUUAUUUGUCACCGCUGAGCGUAUAUGGCCGUGGUCAAUUUGGUGGUGACGCCGCUGCGAAGGCGUAACUGCCUUCUGGUACUCGCCUUCGUCGUCUUCAUUCCGUUCUGCUUUUUCGUGCUAUUUUCAGUACCAGAUGUAAGUUCAGAACAAAUGUUGAUCCAACGCCUGGCGGAGCUGCAGGUGAAGCUGCAAUACUUGGACACCAUGUAUAGAUCACGACAAGAGGACCUCCAGCAGCUGACCGCCCACAUCGACCAGAUGGUCGCGCCGAGCGAUAGCAAUGCGUCGCUGGGCGCACUCUCGCCGUUUGGCGGCGCCGCGCCAGCCACCACCAAGCCGGAGAUUAGACAAUUGUUGCGAAACAUGUCCGGCAUGAACGCCGCGCACGGUCUAAAUCCACCGAUAAUGCUGCGUCUGCCGUCGUCCUUCCAUUUCCUGCCGCACUUACUGGACGAUCCGGCCAGCUUACGCCUGGCUUACCUAAUGUCCAAAGGUCGCACCGGCGUUUCGGUGGUCCUUGGUGUACCUACCGUACGCCGCGAGAAGCACACCUAUCUCAUGGAGACGCUUCAGAGUCUCGUCGACGGCAUGAGCAUGGACGAGCGAGAGGACGCGCUGAUUGUUAUAUUCGUCGCAGAGACUGAUCUAGAAUAUGUAUUGCUAGUUGCGAAAGAAAUUGAAUUGAGAUUUCCGAGUCAAGUUGACAGCGGGUUAAUCGAAGUGGUGUCACCAUCCGUAUCUUACUACCCGGAUAUGGACAAAUUGCGCUCGACGCUCGGCGAUCCGUUGGAGCGCGUGCGCUGGCGGUCGAAGCAAAAUUUGGACUUUGCUUUCUUAAUGUCCUACUGCCAGCCGAAGGGCACGUUCUACGUGCAGCUGGAGGACGACAUUCUCGCCAAGCCUUACUAUAUUAGUGAAAUGAAGAAAUUCGCGCUUGACAAAACGGCCAACAAGGAGCCAUGGUUCGUCCUAGAUUUCUGCCAGCUGGGUUUUAUCGGCAAAAUGUUUAAGAGCGCCGAGCUGCCGUGGCUCAUUCAAUUCUUUCAGAUGUUUUACAACGACAAACCAGUUGAUUGGCUGCUCGACGAUCUCAUCUACACGAAAAUUUGCAACUGGGAGAAAAACAAGGACUUUUACAAAAGGGACAAAGCAAAACUGUGGAUCCAUUACAAACCGUCACUAUUCCAACACAUCGGCACGCACUCGUCGCUCAAAGGCAAAGUGCAAAAGCUCAAGGACAAGCAGUUCGGCAAAGUAGCGCUUUUCUUUCCGCACACUAAUCCUGAGGCGGACAUCAUCUCCGGCAUCAAAUGCUACAAGCUGUACAGUCUGAAACGGGCGUACCUCGGCGAGGCGUUCUUCUGGGGCCUGCUGCCACAGCCCGGAGAUCAAUUAAUCUUCAAGUUCAAGACACCAAUUCAUAUCAAAAGGUUUUUCUUCCGAAGCGGCAACGUCGAACAUCCUUCCGACAAGUUUUACAAUACCAGCGUCGAAGUUAUGCCGGCGGAGAGCAAUCUCUAUGUGAACUCGUUGAAUCUCACGGCGGAUGGAUACAUUGUCGUCGGUAAAUUUGAUAGUGUUGGCAUUGCGACCGGCAAUCCUAAUGAAAACAUUGGUCGAGUGUCAGCUUUACGUUUGUAUGUUCACAGCGAGAGCGACAAUUGGGCCAUAUUGAGCGAGAUACAUAUUCAGGACGAGUACUCCGUAGCUAGGUGACCACUGAGCGACGGUCGAGUCUCUAUGCUCUUCCCACACAUCUUGAAUCGCUACAAUAUACUCGACCGCACCCCUCAGCAUCCUCUGUGAUAUUAUUAAGUAAUGGAUUUUUGUGCACGCACCCUUCCUACACAACGUGUGUUUUUGUAUUUUGAAUUACUUGUUGAUUUAUUAUUUUGUUACGUUUUUAAUUUAUCGCAUAUAUAUUUAUAUUUAACAACCGACCACUCGAAUUAAGUAAAAAAGUCAAAUAAUU
Messenger RNA from Dalotia coriaria, 2481 nucleotides. RefSeq names its product alpha-1,3-mannosyl-glycoprotein 4-beta-N-acetylglucosaminyltransferase B-like. Gene Ontology annotation, biological process: protein N-linked glycosylation. NCBI's taxonomy places the organism in Eukaryota, Metazoa, Arthropoda, Insecta, Coleoptera, Staphylinidae. The transcript has 10 exons. Gene Ontology annotation, cellular component: endoplasmic reticulum-Golgi intermediate compartment; Golgi stack; endoplasmic reticulum. Gene Ontology annotation, molecular function: acetylglucosaminyltransferase activity. The coding region runs from base 531 to 2225 and encodes 564 amino acids. The record is from RefSeq and is a predicted model, not a curated record.